Molecule: messenger RNA, 1406 nt
Organism: Myotis brandtii (Brandt's bat)
Lineage: Eukaryota; Metazoa; Chordata; Mammalia; Chiroptera; Vespertilionidae
Gene: IDH3B
Product: isocitrate dehydrogenase 3 (NAD+) beta
Exons: 11
Coding region: 1-1092 (363 amino acids)
Biological process (GO): isocitrate metabolic process; tricarboxylic acid cycle
Cellular component (GO): mitochondrion
Molecular function (GO): NAD binding; magnesium ion binding; oxidoreductase activity, acting on the CH-OH group of donors, NAD or NADP as acceptor
Source: RefSeq, a predicted model, not a curated record
AUGGCGGCUCUCAGCAGUGUCCGCUGGCUGACCCGACGGCCCCGGUCGCAGGCCCAGGACCUGAAGGUGGAGGGCGCCUUUCCUGUGACCAUGGUGCCCGGAGACGGCGUGGGGCCCGAGCUGAUGCACGCGGUCAAGGAGGUGUUCAAGGCUGCCAGCGUCCCCGUGGAGUUUCAGGAGCAUUACCUGAGCGAGGUGCAGAAUAUGGCGUCGGAGGAGAAGCUGGAGCAAGUUCUGAGCUCCAUGAAGGAGAACAAGGUGGCCCUCAUUGGAAAGAUCCACACCCCGAUGGAAUAUAAAGGGGAUCUAGCCUCCUAUGAUAUGCGACUGAGGCGUAAGUUGGACUUGUUUGCCAAUGUAGUCCAUGUGAAGUCACUUUCUGGGUACAAGACUCGACACAACAAUCUAGAUCUGGUGAUCAUUCGAGAGCAGACAGAAGGGGAGUACAGCUCUCUGGAACAUGAGAGUGCAAAGGGCGUGAUUGAGUGCUUGAAGAUUAUCACGCGAACCAAAUCUCAACGGAUUGCAAAAUUCGCUUUUGACUAUGCCACUAAGAAGGGGCGGAACAAGGUUACGGCUGUCCACAAGGCCAACAUCAUGAAACUUGGGGAUGGGUUGUUUCUGCAGUGCUGUGAGGAAAUUGCUGAACUGUACCCCAAAAUCAAGUUUGAUACAAUGAUCAUAGACAACUGUUGCAUGCAGCUGGUGCAGAAUCCUUACCAGUUUGAUGUGCUGGUGAUGCCCAAUCUCUAUGGGAACAUUAUUGACAAUCUGGCUGCUGGCCUGGUUGGGGGAGCUGGUGUGGUACCUGGUGAGAGCUACAGUGCAGAGUAUGCAGUCUUUGAGAUGGGUGCCCGGCACCCAUUUGCCCAGGCAGUGGGUAGAAAUAUAGCCAACCCCACAGCCAUGCUUCUGUCAGCUUCCAACAUGCUGCGACACCUCAAUCUGGAAUAUCACUCCAACAUGAUUGCAGAUGCAGUGAAGAAGGUGAUCAAGGUUGGCAAGGUGCGGACACGAGACAUGGGCGGCUACAGCACCACAACCGACUUCAUCCAGUCUGUCAUCGGCCACCUGCACCCCUAUGGGGGCUAGAGCCCCCUUAUUCCCUUCAACCUCACGAGGACCAUACCACCCACAUCUCCCUUCAGUGCAGUGGACCAGAGAAGAGCCCUUAAACCAUAAUCACCUGGGCAGAGCCUAGGUUGUCCUGGGGCUGGCUUCCUUAGGGAAACCUAUAAUGGGGGGAGGGUAGGGAUGGGCCCAGGUCACAGGGGUGAUGACGAUUCUCCCCCACAGGUUCGAACUCCUGACAUGGGUGGCUAUGCCACCUGCCGAGACUUCACUGAGGCUGUCAUUGAUGCCCUGCCCCAAGCACAACCAUAUAAAGGUGUCAAAUAAAACAUAAA